This is a messenger RNA of Cladophialophora psammophila CBS 110553, 3399 nucleotides long. RefSeq lists its product as uncharacterized. Bases 1 to 3399 code for a protein of 1132 amino acids. Gene Ontology annotation, biological process: transmembrane transport. NCBI's taxonomy places the organism in Eukaryota, Fungi, Ascomycota, Eurotiomycetes, Chaetothyriales, Herpotrichiellaceae. The record is from RefSeq and is a predicted model, not a curated record. The transcript has a single exon.
AUGAUCUUUUUUCUGCUCGUCCUAUGCAUGUCGUCUGUCCGCGCCGCCUAUGUCGAGUUUCGCAACUGUCUGGACAGCAAUAUUGUCGAUUCCAAUCCGCGCAUCCUACAAUUUGAACCCUUCAAUGUAUCCGCCGUAUUCAACAGCUCUUCGUCGUCCGAUCGACAUCAUCUCAAUAUCACCGUUUAUGGCAAUGUCACAGGCAAGGCCACUGAACAACCUUACCCUCCUCCUGAUGAUCCGUCAUGGACCGAUCCCAACGAUACUUUUGGCAAGAUCCCCGAUUUGAGCGAGUCCAACAACAAGUAUACUACCCUCUUUGCUCGUGUAAAUUUCCUAGGGUACACUCCAUGGAACGCAGACCCUUCGCGAUUCUGUGAGUCCGUGGUCCAUGGAGACUGUCCCUUGGCUCCCGCAUUCUAUGUCAACGAGAGCGACUUGGAUCGAUUACCCGCAUUUUCUGUCGCACACGAUUUAUUCUCCAGUUACGCCUUUGCCUCACUUCAAGCCACCCUCAGAGUUCAGUCGGGCGAUGCCAGCGGCCAAUUCUACAGCUGCAUCACCGCCACACUUACUCCCGAUCUGGGAGGAUCUCUCAAGGCUAUCCUCAGAUAUGUACCGCUCGUGGUACUGAUCGUGGUCGGCGUCGCUACUAUCGCCGCCGCCAUCCUGAGCCCAUGGGGCUCUGCGGACCUGUUUCAGUGGAGCAGCAAUUUCGGGCGUGAUGAGGACUUGCUUCGCCUAGUCACCCCCGGAUUUGGGGACUGUCUGCAAUACAUUCAGUUUGUCGUCUUGACCGGCAGUCUGUCCUUGAACUAUCCUGGCUUUUACCAACCAGCAGUGAGCCGCGUCGCCUGGUCUUCGCUCAUGUUCAACGAGAGUUUCGUAACUGGCGGAAACGGCACCCAGAGCCUAGUCGACGGCAUUUACGAGUAUCGUACCGACACAAAAUAUGGCCUUGAUCGAAUGAGCCAACUGGUCGGUAUGACCUCGGACAAGGACAUUUGGGCAGAUAUGAUUGUCUGGCUGGUAGUCAUUGUCGCUUCCGUCUCAAUCUUGACUCAACUGGGCUUUGCAGUCCGCUGGAUUUACCGAAAAAUCAAGAGAGAGCCACCAGAGGAUCUCCGUUCCAAAAAUGGGCCAUUUACCGCCGGAAACGUGGUCCGCCUGGUCAUGAACUUCUUCCUGUUGCCUUUGGCAUCGCUGUCAUUCUAUCAGCUGGUGAUCGCAGGGAAAGGCCCAGCGUAUUCAGUUGCACUCGCAGCAGUGGCGCUGGUCAUCGUCGUCGCGUUCUGGAUCUGGUUGUUGUUGUUAUUUGUUCGGACGAGACCGCGCUCGUUCCUCUUCGAUGACCUUCUGAUGGUCCUCGCUUACGGACCUCUAUACAACACCUACUGCGAUGAUGCUGCCACUUUUGCAUUGAUUCCUCUUCUCGUGAACCUUAUCCGGGGCAUUGCGAUUGGAGCAGUUCAGCCGUCGGGAAUCGCACAAAUCGUGCUCCUGGCAAUCUGCGAGAUUGUUCUGAUUCUUACAAUCAAUGCUUUCCGUCCAUUCCCAUCAGCCACUUCCAUGAACAUCUAUCACACUUGCUUCUCAGUUAUCCGACUCAUCACCAUCCUUCUUUCUAUAGCCUUCGUGCCUACACUCGACGUUGAAGAUUCGUCGAGAGGCUGGAUCGGGUAUGCCAUCCUCAUCAUUCAUGCUUGUACUAUGGUUUUUGGAUUCUUCCUGAAUGCUGUACAAACAUUGGUUGAAGUCAUUGCUCGCCUUGCUGGUGCAGGUGGACGGGAUGAGGCGACGGGGGCCGCCACUAGAGGUGGGUUGAACAAGGUGUUUGGAAUGCGACAAUUGUCGCGACGGAUGCCGAGGCGGGCUACUCACGACCCGCGCCACAGUAUGUCAUCAAAUGCGGCCAUGUUCAACGCCAUCGAAAACGACCAGCAGAAGCUACAAAUGGCCAAGACUAGGUCUCGCAGUGUGUCUGCUGCGUCCGGCGUCCUGUUGGAAGGCGGCGCAAACUCCAACAGGAUCAGUCAAAACCUUGAUGUCCGCAUUGUCGGUCAGACCACGCCUGAUAGAUCCAGCAGGGGAUCAAGGCGACUCACAGCCAGACUUAGCGGCGCAGGAUCAUUGGGAGGAAUUGUCGGUAUUCAAAGGCAAGUGGAACAAAAAGACCCGUACUAUCGACCGCCGCGCAGGAAUACAAUGGAUGCACUCGCUGGAAUCGACAGUCGUCCAGAUCUAGCCCAAGUGUCGUCAAAGGGCGCCGCGGCAACUGAAGGCGCUGUCGAAGGCGAUGCCGGUGAAGGGCCUUCUACUCCCAUGCCUUUGGAGAACGACGACCUCGAAGACAACACCAACGAUUUGACGAGGACAAAGACCGACUAUGCUGUGAGAGAAGUUGACUUCUACUACGGCGUGCGUGGUGCUGCUCUCUCAAGUGGAACGAGGAAGCUCAAAACUGGGCCGGCUGACCCAACCGGGCCUGUCUCCACUGCCACCGGAUGGUUCAAAAGUCUUCUUGGUGGUAAGACAAAGGAAAAGAACAAGGGCUUCGAGGUCGUCAGAAGUGCUCGAGUCCCUCCUCCAGGGCUGUUUCCUCCACAAACUCCUGUCCGAGAAACCCAGAUCACCGAACCUUAUCACGACGAAGUCCGGACUGUAGAAGAGAGUCAGACUGAUCGAAACAGCGCAGGAGUUUCAUCUCCCCCUCCGCAACCGAGAGCCCAAAGACAGAGCCAAAACCAGAGUGUUUACGAUGACAUCUCUCUUGCAGACUCUGACGACGAUGACGAACCAGAAAGUCCCUUGCCAGCAAGACCGCCGUCAUUGCCCCUGAUCGAAUCCGUGGGCGGUAUUGAACUGCCUAGUCGCAUUGGUUCUGAAGCUUCAAGGAAGUCACGCGGCAAGCCCCCGCGGGCACCAGACACAGACAUUCCAGCGGUUCCUGCCAUUCCUCGCAAAAGUUCACGGAGACAAUCCGGCGGGGGUUCACAAGACAGACGACUAGCUGAAUCUGCAUUGUCUGCCUCAGGUCCAACCGACCCCAAGUCCCGAAAAGCGCCGGUUCAACCAAUAGGCACUAGUCGCAUUCCUUUUGCAAACACACAAUCUUCAACCGCUCGGAAUAAGAGGUACUCCACCGGCGCAGAAUCGACCACGUCGAGCGUAAUCCGCGAUGGAGACGAAAACAUUCCCCUGCAUCCCUCGUAUACAAGUCAGUUGCGGCAGUCGGCCACAUCCGCAUUAGGGGCCCAUGGGGCAGAUCUCCACAAUGACCGGCCAUCAAAUAUGGGGUUCGUUCAGCAACACAGGGCAAGCGAUCAUAUCCAUUACAGUCCGGAUUCGCCUGAAUUCGAGGGUAGCACCGCAGAAGUUCACGGGCGCCCGGGAUAUUGA